CUUCAAAGGCAUCCAUCCCAGCGGCUGCUUGUUCCAGUGCACUCGGCCGAAGGAUAGUGCUUGGAGGGAGCCGGGCUUCGCGCUUCCGUGCAACGGCCGGACACGUUGGUCUCUUUGGUCUUGGAUUGGGCAGCAAUUAAACCCCCGCAGGUUCGUGGGAACGUUCCUGGGCAGGCAUGAUGUUCCAGAGGAGUUGGUUACUGGGGCUAAUGGUCUAUCUAGCUUUGUGGCUUUCAUCACAGGCUCAAGAUGGUGAGAGAGAGGAUGGGACCUCUUUUGACUUACUGAAAAUCAGCAACAUAAACAGAAAGACAAUCGGAGCAAAACUAUUUCGGGGCAACAUUUCUAAUGUCCCAGCAUAUCGCUUCAUCCGGUUUGAUCGCAUCCCUCCUGUUAAUUCAGAGAAAUUAAGACAGAUUAUUAAACUGAUGCAGCAAAAUGAGGGCUUCAUACUUUCAGUCACCAUGAGGCAGGAUAGGAAUUCCAAGGGGACCAUUCUUGCAUUGGAAGGUCCUGGCGUCUUUCAGCGACAGUUUGAGAUUGUUUCCAAUGGUCAAGAAAAUACGCUUGAACUUUCCUAUUGGAUUGAUGGAGCCUGGAAACGGCAUUCGUUGGAAGACGUGGAGUUGGCGGAUGUGCAGUGGAAGAAUAUCACGGUGCAAGUUACAGGAGAAAGUUACAGCAUCUAUGUUGGUUGUGACCUCGUUGACAGUUUGACCCUGGAAGAACCUUUCUAUGAAUACCUGAAAGCAGAGAAAAGUAACAUGUAUGUGGUCAGGGGAGCUACACGAGAGAGCCACUUUCGGGGUCUCUUACAAAAUCUUUAUCUGGUUUUUGGAACUACAGUAGAGGAUGUUUUGCGCAAUAAAGGAUGCCAGAGAAGUCAAUCAGCUGAAGUGAACACUAUUAAUGAGAACACAGAGAUCCUGCAUCUCGGUCCUUCAAUCAUGACAGAGUAUGUUGGAGAAAACACAGAGAAGAAAGCAGAAUUCUGUGAUCGCUCUUGUGAAGAGCUUGGGUCUAUGUUUGCUGAACUCCAUGGACUACGAGUUGUUAUCAACAGCUUGUCUGAUAAAUUGAAAAGUGUGUCAGAGGAGAAUAACAAAAUUGUAUCAGAAUUGCUUGGUCCCAAUAAAACACUGAAGAACCAGACUGCUUGCUGGCAAGAUGGCCGUGAAUUUGCAAAUAGCUCACAUUGGGUUGUGGACAGCUGUACAAAAUGUAGCUGUCAGAACUCUAAAACGGUGUGCAAUAAAAUCACAUGCCUGCCUGUGCAUUGCGCCCGUCCAACUUUUAUAGAUGGCGAGUGCUGUCCUAUCUGCUCCCACACUGAUGAUAAGGAGGAAGGCUGGUCUCCCUGGUCAGAGUGGACAGAAUGCUCAGUCACAUGUGGACCUGGAACUCAGCAGAGGGGAAGGUCAUGUGAUGUUACCAGCAACACUUGCCGAGGCCCAUCCAUUCAGACCAGGACCUGCUCUCUUGGCAAAUGUGACAAUCGCAUACGUCAAGAUGGUGGUUGGAGUCACUGGUCACCUUGGUCUUCCUGUUCUGUAACUUGUGGAGUAGGCAACAUCACUCGCAUACGGCUCUGCAAUUCCCCAAUGCCACAGAUGGGUGGGAAAAGCUGCAAAGGAGGCGGACGUGAAACUGAAGAAUGCGAAAGGGACCCAUGUCCAAUUAAUGGUCGAUGGGGUCCUUGGUCUCCAUGGUCUGCAUGCACAGUUUCCUGUGGUGGAGGCAUUCGUGAGCGAUCUCGUCUCUGCAAUAGUCCAGAACCUCAGUAUGGUGGAAAGGCUUGUGCAGGCGAUGUCCUUCAACGUGAUAUGUGCAAUAAACAGGAUUGUCCAAUAGAUGGCUGUUUAUCCAAUCCUUGCUUUCCUGGAACAGAAUGCAAUAGCUAUCCUGAUGGCUCAUGGUCCUGUGGUGCAUGUCCAGCUGGUUAUUUGGGAAAUGGAACCUUCUGUGAGGACCUUGAUGAGUGUGCUGUAGUGCCAGAUGUUUGCUUUAAAUUCAAUCAGAACCAUCGAUGUGUAAACACCAACCCAGGAUUCCACUGCUUACCAUGCCCUCCGCGCUACAAAGGAACUCAGCCAUAUGGGGUGGGCCUAGAGGCUGCCAGAACAGAAAAACAAGUGUGUGAGCCCUCCAACCCAUGCAAAGAUAAAACACACAAUUGCCACAGUUCAGCUGAGUGCAUCUACCUGGGGCAUUUCACUGACCCUGUGUACAAGUGUGAAUGUAGGACAGGCUAUGCCGGUGAUGGAUUCAUCUGUGGGGAAGACUCUGACUUGGAUGGAUGGCCCAAUAGUAACCUGGUCUGUGCUGCCAAUGCUACUUAUCACUGCAUGAAGGAUAAUUGUCCUUUCCUGCCAAAUUCUGGACAAGAAGAUUUUGAUAAGGAUGGAAAAGGUGAUGCUUGUGAUGAAGAUGAUGACAAUGAUGGUGUAGUAGAUGAUAAAGACAAUUGUCCACUUCUUUUUAAUCCCCGGCAAUAUGAUUAUGAUAAAGAUGAAGUUGGUGAUCGUUGUGAUAACUGUCCAUAUGUGCACAAUCCUGCUCAGAUUGACACCAAUCAUAAUGGAGAGGGUGAUGCGUGUGCAGUAGAUAUUGAUGGAGAUGAUAUUUUCAAUGAUCGUGACAACUGCCCAUAUGUCUACAACACAGACCAGAUAGAUACAGAUAGAGAUGGAGUUGGUGAUCAUUGUGAUAAUUGUCCCCUAGUACACAAUCCGGAUCAGACUGAUGUGGACAAUGAUCUGGUUGGUGACCAAUGUGAUAACAAUGAAGACAUAGAUGACGAUGGUCAUCAGAAUAACAAAGACAACUGCCCUUACAUUUCCAAUGCUAACCAGGCUGAUCAUGACAAAGAUGGCAAAGGGGAUGCCUGUGAUCAUGACGAUGAUAAUGAUGGUGUCCCAGAUGACAGAGACAAUUGUCGACUUACAUUCAACCCUGACCAAGAAGAUUCUGAUGGUGAUGGCCGAGGUGACAUCUGCAAAGAUGAUUUUGACAAUGAUAGUGUCCCAGAUAUUUUUGAUGCUUGCCCUGAAAAUGAUGCCAUUAGUGAAACAGAUUUCAGAAAAUUUCAAAUGGUACCCCUGGAUCCUAAAGGAACAGCUCAAAUUGACCCAAAUUGGGUAAUUCGCCACCAGGGCAAGGAAUUGGUUCAGACUGCUAAUUCAGAUCCUGGCAUAGCUGUUGGCUAUGAUGAAUUCAGUUCGGUUGACUUCAGUGGCACAUUCUAUGUCAACACAGACCGAGAUGAUGAUUAUGCUGGAUUUGUUUUUGGUUACCAGUCCAGUAGUCGCUUCUAUGUCCUGAUGUGGAAGCAAGUGACUCAGACAUACUGGGAAGAUAAGCCAACCAGAGCUUAUGGAUACUCAGGGGUGUCCCUUAAGGUGGUAAAUUCCACAACUGGUACUGGUGAACAUUUAAGAAAUGCUCUUUGGCACACAGGAAAUACACUUGGACAGGUGCGUACCUUGUGGCAUGAUCCCAAAAAUAUUGGUUGGAAAGAUUAUACUGCCUACAGGUGGCAUUUGAUCCACAGACCUAAGACAGGAUUAAUAAAGGUUGUAGUCUUUGAAGGAAAACAGAUCAUGGCAGAUUCUGGACCAAUCUAUGAUACAACUUACGCUGGUGGACGAUUAGGUCUUUUUGUCUUUUCACAAGAAAUGGUGUACUUCUCUGACCUCAAAUAUGAAUGUAAAGAUGCCUGAAUUAUUGCAGCUGUGUAAAAACCAAUGUACUGUAGAUGCCGUUCAACCUAGACACCUCUAUACAUCUUAGUACUUCAAUUCCCUUACCUUUUUUCUACAUUUCCUUGACCUUAUACAACCCUGUUUCCAGGAGGGAUCCUCCAGCCCUACACCUAAGUGCCUCUGAGGAGUUUGGAUUAAACGUGACCAUUGAACUCAUUGCUGAUGCAGAAAAAUAUUGACAUGUGGAUUGAAAACAUGUCAUAAAUAUUUGUUAAUUUGCUUUAGUUUUUUUAAAAUGACGUUUACAUAUAAAAUGUAAAAGUGUAAUUAUAUUGUGUAUUAUAUAGAUAUAAAUAUGGCAGAAAUAAGGUUUGGGGGAGCAGACAAUAUAGCAAGCAGAAGGAAAUGGUUAGAGAUAAGAUCACCUCUUAAACCUUUGUAGCUUGUUCAGAUGAGAGGUGGGCUUUGCUUUCCCAAAGGCUAAAAGAUAUACUAUAACAGAAGGACAACCUUUACAAAAUUUGCUCAGAGAGAAGCUGUGGGAAUUUAAGUAGAGUAAAGAAGAUGAUACAGUGUUAUUCAAAUGUUAAUAAUUUCCUAUCAUCUUUUUAGACCAGCAAUCUGCUUGGAGUUUUACUUUAAAGCAAAUUCUCUUUUAUAAUCAAUAUUUAACAUUUCAACUGGGUUCCAUGGAAGAAAUUACAGUCUUGGUUUCUGUUAUACCAAAGCAAAUUCAUAAGAAUUUUGGUUAUUUCAGAAUUUUUAACACAGUUCUCAUGAGUUGCAGUUGAGAUAGCCCAAUAUUUUAAAAGGAGAACAAAAUCACUUUAUUAUUCCAACUGAGGUUUAAAUGAUAAGUAUGCCUUUGCAAGAAUUGCAUGCAGUGACAUCACACAGGCAUUGCCAUCAUACCUAUAUUUACAUGAAGGAAAGCAAUUUUUGAAGGCCAACUGCUUGUGUGCAUGAAGCUCCUGUGAAAAUAGUUUGUGGCUGCAUCUCACAAACUACUUUCCCACCUCUUCUACAUGCUUGCACUUUGAUUUCCAAAUGCUGAUAAACUAGGAAUGCAGCCAUUAUCAAGAUCUAGUAACAUAGUUCCACUUAUGAGGAUACUGAUGUUAUUUACAGCUACAUUCUCCAAUAACUUAUUUCAAAAUUCACUGGAAAGUCCAUUAAUAAUGAAAGAUUUCAAAGAAGAUGGCUAAUGAAUGCCUUUAAUGAUAUAAUGGGAAAAUAUGGAAGUACUUGCUCAUAUAUGCAAUUUUUAGUUGCUCUGAACUGUCAAACAAAUAACCAUUGAGACCUUGAAAAUGAAACCUUGAUAUUUACGAUUGCCCUCAAUGCUUGUAAUUUUUAUUGUAUGUGUGCUGUAUAUAUAUCGUUUCAAGAAAACUGUACUAAAGGUCCAUCGACCCCUUUAGUCUAACCAGAUACAAGUUAUUCAGCUAUAGGCUUAGUAUUCUCAUAUUUAUCAUUUUUUUGUUUUAAACUGAACAAGCUUUCUCUGGAAGAUAUACUCAAUUGGUAUGGUUUGAUUCAUAGAUGAGGUUUACAUAUAGAAAAACAUAAGGCUUUGUCUCAAUCCAAAAUGCCAUCAUGUUAUACCAAAAAAGUGUUGGUAGACAUGUGAAUGUGUGGAGUUUAGAGGAUUUGCAAGUAUAGCUGGCAGAUGCCACUUCUAGGAACAAACUUCUGCUGAGAAUUCAAAUGUUUAACAUUCUUGUUCAUUUCCACACUCCAAACCCUAUAAGACAGAGGUCCUCAAACUUGGCAACUUUAAGAUUUGUGGACUUCAACUCCCAGAAUUCUGGGAGUUGAAGUCCACAAGUCUUAAAGUUGCCAAGUUUGGAGACCUCUGCUAUGAGAUCAGGCUUAAUCAACCCUAAUCAACCCUGCUAGAUCAGGCUUGGGAAUUACUCAUAAUUUGAUAUCCAGACAAAAGGCAUAUAAAGAGAAGCGAUUCGAACAAAGAACAGUAAGAUCCAGAUCAUCCACAAGUUUGCCUGCAGCUAUGAACGGUCACAACAACAUUGUAGAUGCAAACCUGUCAUUUUCCUAUCAAUAUGUUUAAAGCAGCCACUGGGGAAUGGAAGGGUAUAUGUGUCUCUCUCCAUUGCUGCCCCAUCCCAAUGGCUGUUCAAGGAUCAUCUCUUGAAUUGCUUGAAGGAUGUGAUAGAGUAAUCCACAUCCAAUUCCUCAGCUUUGCAUACAGUUUUCUGUGGAUUUGGAAGUUAUAUGCCUUAUCAAUAAUCUGGGGUUUCUGGUUUUAUUGCACAUUCUUUGUUUUGUCAUACUAAUAGACAUUUUAAUGUUUUUUUAAUGAGAUUUGUGGAGGGUGUCUUUUGCAAAUCAUAUUUUUAAUGCAUUGAAAGUAUUGCUGUUAAGUCCCAGAGAAGAAUUAUUGAGGGAAACUUCAUUAAUGUAAUCAUGUUUUUGUAUCUUUUAAAUAAAAAAGGCAUCAGUGCUGGGACUAA
Molecule: messenger RNA, 6175 nt
Organism: Pseudonaja textilis
Lineage: Eukaryota; Metazoa; Chordata; Lepidosauria; Squamata; Elapidae
Gene: THBS2
Product: thrombospondin 2
Biological process (GO): negative regulation of angiogenesis; cell adhesion
Cellular component (GO): extracellular region
Molecular function (GO): calcium ion binding; protein binding
Source: RefSeq, a predicted model, not a curated record